Messenger RNA from Ctenopharyngodon idella (grass carp), 5557 nucleotides. Its product is annotated as cilia- and flagella-associated protein 44. The transcript is spliced from 33 exons. NCBI's taxonomy places the organism in Eukaryota, Metazoa, Chordata, Actinopteri, Cypriniformes, Xenocyprididae. The coding region runs from base 54 to 5435 and encodes 1793 amino acids. Gene Ontology annotation, molecular function: protein binding. The record is from RefSeq and is a predicted model, not a curated record.
UCAGUGAGCAUUGCGCGAAGUGUACUGUUGCUAAGCAACGCCGUCAGACGAAGAUGGACGCUUCCGAGACGCUAAGAGAUGAAGUUACUUUACAAGAGCAGGCAGAUGUCGUGGGGGUUGUAGAGUGUGAAGGAAACCCUGAGGAAGAGCACAAGUUAAUCCCACAUGACAUGUAUUACAACUAUGAGGACCUGUGCUCCAGACCCUUCAUCACCGCAGACUCCAACAUCCCACAAAACCUACUGCACCUGUCACAUUCGUUUGGCUAUGACUGUGGACGGAGAGGAAACCUACAGCUAUUGGAUGAGCACACGUUGGCGUUCAUAGCUGGAAAUCUGCUCAUCCUAUUGGAUGUGCACACUAAAGAGCAGCGUUACAUCCGCUCUAGCAGUGGGGGUGGCAUUGGUGCCAUCAUGACUCAUCCAAGUAAGCAACAUUUCGCAGUGGCAGAGAAAGGUUGUCAGCCUAAUAUCAUCAUAUAUGAGUACCCAUCCCUGCGGCCUUACAGGAUCCUCAGAGGUGGCACAGGCAGCACAUAUAGCUAUGUGGAUUUUAAUCGUGAUGGCUCUUUAAUGGCCAGUGUGGGUGGUGCUCCAGACUACAUGCUUACACUGUGGGACUGGAGGCAAGAGCAAGUGAUGCUGUGCAAUAAAGCUUUUUCUCAGGACGUCUACAGGGUCACCUUUUCCCCCGACUGUGUCGGACAGCUCACUACAUCUGGCACAGGACACAUUAGAUUCUGGAAAAUGGCCAAUACCUUCACUGGUUUAAAGUUGCAAGGGUUGCUAGGAAGUUUUGGAAAAACAACUGUAACAGAUAUAGAAGGAUAUGUGGAGCUUCCGGAUGGAAAGGUUGUGUCAGGAUCAGAGUGGGGGAAUAUGCUCCUUUGGGAGGGGGGUCUGAUAAAGGUGGAAAUAUGCCGUAAAGGUAGACGCACCUGUCAUAGCGGAACCAUUUACCAAUUUAACCUGGAUGAGGGAGAACUAAUGACUGUAGGAUCUGAUGGUGUAGUCAGAAGUUGGAAUUUGGAGACCAUAGACACAGCAGAUGCAGUUGAUGACAGUGGCUUGUUUGAGAUUGAACCCAUGAAUGAAAUAACAGUAGGCCGUAAUGUCAGCUUGUGUUCUAUGGUCAAGAGCUCCAUCCCAGAAACCUCCAUCUGGUUCGCUCAGGACUCGAAAGGCAGUAUUUGGAAACUGGAUCUCUCAUUCUCCAACAUUACCCAAGAUCCAAAGUGUCUCUUUUCAUUUCAUGCUGGUGCCAUUCAGGGCAUGGAUGUUUCUGAAAGUAGCCACCUCAUGGCUACUACAGCAUUGGACUCUUCUGUCAGGGUGUUUGACUUUCUUUCAAAGAAAGAGCUCACGAUAAGUCGCUUCAAACAAGGAGGGACAACGCUUACCUGGGCCUCAGACAUGCUGAACAGUGCCGGGGGUCUGCUGGUCGUCGGUUUUGAUGAUGGUGUGGUACGUCUCUUGGAGCUGUAUAACCCUCAGAGUUUGCACACGGUUGCAGGGCGCACACACACUGGAGAUGCCGAACUCCGCCUUAGACAAGCUCUCAAGCCCCACAAUGCACCUGUCACCGCCAUUGCUUAUGAGAGAAAUAGAAAGAUCAUGGCUACUGGGAGCACAGACAGCACUGUUUUCUUCUUUACGGUGGGAGAAAGAUAUGAGCCAAUUGGGUUUGUUACUGUCCCAGGACCUGUACAAGGCCUGGAGUGGUCACCUCAGUCACAUGUAAAAAACACUCUGCUGAUCUUCUGUCAAAAUGGUCAUGUGGUGGAAGUUCAAUGUCCUGAUCCUGGAGCUCAGACCGGUGGAAACACCUUCCAGCUCUCAGGACUUCCUACAAUGCAUUUCUGCUUCAGCAGCAUCAAGUCCCGAAUUAAGAGAGAUGCAGAGGUAGCACUCAGGCAGGCCAGAAAAGAGGAGAAGAAGAAAAAGAGGGAAGAACGCUUGAAGAAACUGUUGGAGCAGAAACCAGAUGCCACAGAGGAAGAACUACAGGAGAAAGAGCAAGAAGAAGAAGAAGAUGAGGAAGAAGUGGAACUGCCUCCUCUUUAUUUUCCAUCUCGACCCAGUCCUUUACACUGCGGCUUUUACUCAACACCAGGGUCAUUCUGGCUUUCUAUGGGUGGCUAUGACUCAGGGUAUCUGUACCACUGUAAGUUCUCUGAACAGCAGAGCGAAGAUCCAUUAGAGAGGAAAGAUGAGCCCUUCUUCUUCAUACCUGUACAUGACACAGACCAUAACCCCAUUCUCACCAUCACUUUCAAUUCCAGCAGGCAGUUAUUGUUAUGUGGCAUGGAGGAUGGCAGUAUUCGGGCAUACCCCGUACAGGCCUCGGACCAUCAGCUCAGCUCCAUGCAGGCGUACUGGGCCCUCAGCGUCCAUGACAACCACUACGGCCAUGUGAGCCACAUCCGCUUCAGCUUUGAUGAUAUGUUUGUCCUGACAGCAGGAGAGGAUGGCAACAUCUUUUCCUUCAGCUGUUUGCCAGAGGAAGAGCUCCAGAAAGCCAUGCAGCUCAAACAUGCUAAAGUGCCGUCUCCACGGGUUGGGCUAGAGAUGGAGAAAGCAGCACAGGACAUAGAGGAUCCAUCUGCUUACAGCAUAGAAACAGCUAAACAGAAGCUGGAGCUGGACCGCAUGCAUAAGGAAGCUGAAGAGAGGAAACAGGAGCGGCGUAAGAAGCUGGCUGAACUGCAGAGUCAAUUUCAAGCUAUACUGGAGCAGAACCAGAGCCUUCCUGAACACAUUCGCCUCCAUCGCUCGGAGUUUGAACUGGACCCGCGCUUCCACGAGGAGAUUGAAAGACAGACUGAAGAGCGAGUAAUGGAGGUCAGGAAAGAACUGUCCUGGGAGGAGGAGAAACACCGGAUUGGCCUCAACAAACUACAGACCAUGUUCUGGGAGUCAGUGGUGCAGGACACAGUCACAGUGUAUGCGUUUAAGAGUGGACAUAAGAUCUCCAACUAUAGGCUGUUGGCUCUGCCUGCCAUACAAAUGCAUCUGCACCAGCAUGGCACAGCGGCCUCUCAGAGUGUACAAGAGCAUUGGCGGAACAAAGCACAGCCCGGCAAAGAAGCCAGCAACAUUUCACUGCAGGAUGAGCUGGUAACAGAUUCUGUGAUGCAGUCAGGAAGGAUGCAGUCAGCAUCUCGGAAACUGGGCAGCAGAGAGGCAGAGAAACUCCGCAAAGCUGCCGAGAAGGCAGAGAAAGCUCGAGCCAUGAUAGAGAAGAGGAAAAAAGAGUGGGCAGAACUCUAUGCCUCAAAGCCCAGUGAGGACUAUGAGGACCCUAAGGAUGUGGAAGCGAUUCGAAUGGCUAAAGAGAAAAUGGGUGACUUUAAGCUGAAGUCUGCGAAAGACUUUACUGUCCCUGAACACCUGAGGAUGAACGUGGAGAAGAAGAGAGUGCAGUUAGUGGAACUGGAGAAGAAGAUCUUUGAGAAGAAGUCUGAGAUGAACUCCCGUGUGAUGGCUCUUAGAGACAGUAAGGUGGAGAUUGUGUCUCAGCUUCAUGCCAAGGUGGAGCAGCUACAGGCGAUCCAGCAGCACCUGCCACCCGAGAAGCGUCAUCCACUGCCAGCUGUGCCUGUUUUAAUGCCAGAAGAGAUUCCAGAGAGGAAACACAGAUACACCCGGGCAACCUUGGAGCGUUACGCCACUCUUAGGGUCAAGAUGGCUUCCACUGGUCUGGAUGAACAACAGAAUGGGGAGAACAUCCUGGAGCUGCUUGAACAAGAGACACAACACACACACACUGAGGCUCAGAACACGCACAUGGAGGAUGAAGGUGUGGAAACACACUCUCAGAAGCAGGAAGAGGAACUCACAGAGCUAGAGAAAGAGAUGAGAGAAGUUGAGGAGACCAGAAACCUGUACCAGCAGGACAAACUUCUUAAACAGAUGGAGGAGGCAGUGUGGUGUUUCGACGCAGAGUUACGUGUGUUGCGUCACGAGAAGCAAGAGCUGGAUGUGUACAUGAAAAUGGCUGAUCUAAGACAUGUGACCCUGUUUGAGGAGCUGCUGCUUUUGAAGGAGUUUGAGAAGAGAGAGGACAUACUACAGGAGCGACUGACCACCUAUAUACAGGAAGAGCAAGAGAUCAGGGCCAAGAUGCAUGAAUGUAAGAAGCAGAUGGAGCUGAAGAAGAGAGACAUCCUGAGACUCCAAGGGAAGGAGAAAACUCUCACCGCCACCUUUCAGGCCUCAUUGGGGGAGAACAACAAGUUUGAGGAGUUCCUCACCAAAGUGUUUAAGAAAAAAAUCAAGCGUACGAAGAAGAAAGAAACACAUGGAGGUGAAGGCGGUGAUGUGACAGAUGAUGAAGAUGACAGCGAUGAAGACUCUGAUGAUGAAUCAGACAGGGAUAAUGAUGAGGAUUAUGAUGACUCUGAGACUGGAGCUCCCCUGGAUGACAGUGUGUGCCCACCAAACUGUGAUCCCGAGCUCUUUGAUAACACACUGAGGUUGCGUGAACAUCGUCUGGACGUGGAGGAGCAGCAGCAAGAGGAGAUAAAAAUUGUUGAGAGUUUAAAGAAGGAGUGUGACACACUGGCCAAGAAAGAGAAGAUUGUGCAGAACAAUCGUAAGGCAGCGGAGGGCGAUCUGGAGCUCAUUAAUCGAGAAAAGCAGCAAAGGCUGAAUGAAGUGGAUGUGGUGGUGCCACUCAGACUGCAUCAGAUUGAAUAUGUGAAUAAUGAUCUCUUGCCGGGUAAGCUUGACUCAGCACUGAUCCUGAACACAGCUGAUCUACAGCGUUUGCAGAAACGCAUUAAAGAGUUACAGGAGGAGAAGAAUGAACAGCGAGAGCUCUAUAAACACGCCAAACAACAACAUGUACAGCUCAGACAUGACCUUAAAGACAUGGAGGCCAGAAUAAAGGAAUCAGAAGUACGUUGCGAGCAGCUGAUGCUCAUGAAGUUUGGAAAGCUGGUUGAACUUGAAGUUCUGCAGACUCUUUCAGGCAACAGGAAGGUAGAGGAGAUGAGACAAGAGGUCAGAGAACGAGAUGCCAAAAACACACAGGAGCUCAAACACUGGGAGGCAAAAGUUGCUGAAGCAAGAGAGGCACUGACUGAAGUCACGAAACAGAACACAGAGAGACUACGUAAAAUGAACAGCCUGCUUAGCCAGAAAAAAGCAUUGGACGACCAACUCAACUCCAAACAGAGGAAGACGGUGGGUCAGUUCCAAGGCCGUCUGGUAGAGAAACAGGAACUGCAGAGGCUGCAGCAGCUGGUAGCAGCUCAAGCACAAGACAUUGAGGCUCUCAGCGAUGAGAUCCGUGCUCUCUCACGCAAAGAUGGACACAUUCUCCCUCCGCUCGAACCUGUCCCGCCUCCGAUUCCGGCCCCGCCCCACAGACACACAGCAAGCAAUUCUGGUGUGCACAGGAAACUCAACAUCAGUAGCAAAGCUGUGAAAUAGAUCCACAAAAUCAGCAUGUUAGCACACAGACCUCAAACUAUCAAUCUGUUCCCAUAGACAUAUACGAUAGGCUAAAUAUGCAAUUGUCUAAAUGCAAUAAAUUCUUACCUUGGUGAUUUUAA